Molecule: messenger RNA, 2217 nt
Organism: Dendroctonus ponderosae (mountain pine beetle)
Lineage: Eukaryota; Metazoa; Arthropoda; Insecta; Coleoptera; Curculionidae
Gene: cta
Product: guanine nucleotide-binding protein subunit alpha homolog
Exons: 2
Coding region: 766-1878 (370 amino acids)
Biological process (GO): Rho protein signal transduction; adenylate cyclase-modulating G protein-coupled receptor signaling pathway
Cellular component (GO): heterotrimeric G-protein complex; brush border membrane
Molecular function (GO): G-protein beta/gamma-subunit complex binding; guanyl nucleotide binding; GTPase activity
Source: RefSeq, a predicted model, not a curated record
AUCAGUCGCUUCUUGACCGUGGUGGAAGGCGGUCACUCGUUUUUGUGCUCCCGGUGAAUGCGCGAACGGAUGUGCACACGAAAUGGCGUGGGAAAUGGGUGAACGUAAUUUGGCAACCUGCACCAGACGUCUAGAUGUGAGCAGUGGCAGCAAAUAAGGCAAGAAAUUGAUUUUAAUUGGGGUUUUCCGCGAUUAUUUACUUUACCGCGCGGCUCAUGUGGCAGGAGUUUCUCCCCCCAAACAACGGCAUUUUUUUUAAAUAUUUGCGCUUGUAUCACUUUUCGCACUAGAUGGUGCACAAUUCCAGGUUUCUGCCCGUUUGCAGCUCGUACACGAAGACAUUCCAUGUACGAACGAGUUCCUGUGCAGUCGGGCAACGCUGCAGCCAGUUGGGUAUUUUGUUGAAUUGUUUUCUAGCAUUUUUUUAAGUGCAGUUUGCCGGAAAAUUGAAAAUAACGCGAAAUUGCGCUAUGCAUCGGGUUAUUGCCGAAAACAUCGUUGUCUAGAUGUGUGGGCAAAAAUUGGAUUGGAAUUCCCAUUGCUCGGGUGAAGCUGGCGCGCGCCGGCAACAGCGCGAACCGACAGGGAGUGGCAAUGAUCGAGGCCAUGCGCUAGAGGGCGCCAGCCGCCUGCGUCAAACCACCCCGUAAUCUGUCACGCGACUGUCAGUGUUGUGUUGUGCCCGUGACAGCUAUGUAGCUUUAAAAAAUCGCACAGAGAGUGAAAUCGGCCUAAACGCGCACAAAAGCGACCACUUGGUGCACAAUGUCGAGCUUGAGUUGGUCGUGCCCGUGCUGUUUGCGGUUCAUGUUCAGUCCGGAGGAGAUGGAGCAGCGCUACAAGAGCCAGCAGAUCGACAAAAUGAUCGAGAAGGACAAACAGGCGCUCAAACGGCAAAUGAAGCUGCUGCUGUUGGGGGCGGGCGAGAGCGGCAAGUCCACCUUCCUGAAACAGAUGCGAAUCAUCCACGGCAUCAAGUUCGAGACGCAGCAAGUGCGCGAAUACCAGCAGGUGAUCUAUCAGAACGUGCUGAAGGGGAUGCAAGUGCUGGUGGACGCGGCCGACAAGCUGGGCAUCGCCCUGGAGGAGAACCAGCACGUGGAGCUGGGCAGGCAACUGUUGCAGCUCAAGUUCCACAACAGCACCAUCCUGGACUGCAGACAGUUCAUGCAGUAUGCGCCCCUGUUGUCGUUGCUGUGGAGGGACGCGGGCAUUCGACGGGCCUUCGACCGGCGCAGCGAGUUCCAACUGAGCGACUCAAUUGAGUACUUCCUCAACAAUUUGGAGCGCAUCGCGCAGCCCACCUACAGUCCCACGCACAAGGACAUCCUGCACUGUCGCAAAGCGACCAAGGGAAUCACCGAGUUCAUCAUCCCCAUCAACAACAUCCCCUUCCUCUUCGUGGACGUGGGGGGGCAACGGUCGCAGCGCCAAAAGUGGUUCCAGUGCUUCGACUCGGUCACCUCCAUCCUCUUCCUGGUCUCCUCCUCCGAGUUCGAUCAGGUGCUGCUCGAGGACCGCAAAACCAAUCGGCUGGAGGAGGCGCGCGGCAUCUUCGACACCAUCGUGAACAACGUGAUCUUCAGCACCGUGUCGAUCAUCCUCUUUCUCAACAAGCACGAUCUGCUGAAGAAAAAGGUGAAGAACCCGGAGACGGACAUUCGGCCGUUUUUCCCCCAGUUCAAAGGCAACAGCCACUCGAUGGACGAUGUGCAACAGUUCAUUCUCUAUCUGUUUGUGAGUGUGAAACGCGACGCCAAAAAGCCGCUCUACCACCAUUUCACCACGGCGGUGGACACCGAAAACAUCAAGGUCGUCUUCUAUUCGGUCAAGGACACCAUUCUACACAGGAAUCUGGAGAAUCUGAUGCUGCAGUGACAGUGCGCGCGCGCGCCAUCUAGUGGGACGACCAAGACUGACUACCACUAAGUAAGUUGACUGGAUUUAAACUAGCCAUGCGCGCCAGAGGUGGUGAGGGGGCGGGACGCGCCAGCACAAAGGACUUUUUUGAGAAUUCCGAAACAAAAUGCUACCAAAGAUUCAGAAAUAAGUUACGCUUGCGCCCCCCAUCCCUCAGUGUGGUAUUUUUUAUAGACAUUUAUAUACAUAUAUAUAUAUAUAUACAUAUAAGAAAAUGUGAUAAGUAUCGGCAACUGUUCUAUUCUUCGACUUGUUGAUUAAUGUUUAUUUGUACAAAUAAUCCUGUAUAUUAGUAGA